AUGUCCUGUCUCCUGGAUACUCAUUUCGACAAGAUUGGCUCGUUAUCUCAAGACAGCAACGGUAUCUAUUCCAUUGGUGAAUGCCUAAGCUCCUCUCUCCUUUGGCAACAUCGAGAUGAGCUCGAAGCUCAUGCUCAAGAGCUUCCGCCCACGCCCCAUAGUUUCUUCGCUCCGAUACCCGACGUUUUCGAAUAUCCGAACUGGACCAGCUAUCGCAAGGCUAUAGACAGAUGGCAACAUUUCUGUUCUAUUAAUGACAAGGUUGAGGGCAACAAGAACCGGCUUGGCUUUUGCAUUGCAAGCCAAUUCUUGAACGAAAUGAUUCCUCACCUUGUCUCGGCAGAAGAACAGUUUGUAAUCUAUCACCCAGACCUCCAUCGAGGUAAAAUCUUUGUCGACGAGGACUUUAACAUAACAUGUAUCAUCGACUGGGGUUCUGCGUCGGCGAGCCCUGCCUCAGAGUUGCUCUCCACUCUGGGACUCGAUGGGUCUCUGUCACCGCCUAAGCCGUCACUUGUUACAGCUCUCAGAUCAGGAAUUCGCAACGGGGGCCAAGUGCUGGGGCCUCAGCAAUGGGCGAGAGCUGACAAGAUGUGGUAUUUCUUGCGGCUGGUUCGAAUGAUCUCUACACAGGACUGCACUCUCUUUCAGUCGCUGUAUGAUUUUGUGUACUUUAAGAAUUUAGAUAAUAUUCCUCGACAGUUUCAUGAGAGGAAUAUGCGAGAUUCUGGCCGAGCUUUAUUCGCCAAGUUGUGCCAAGAAGGCGAGUCUGAAGAAGACGAACCAACACAAGAAGAGGAUGGCAAUGGUCAAACAAUCAAACAACUGUUUCUGUCGAAGCCCUGA
Molecule: messenger RNA, 846 nt
Organism: Fusarium verticillioides 7600
Lineage: Eukaryota; Fungi; Ascomycota; Sordariomycetes; Hypocreales; Nectriaceae
Exons: 2
Coding region: 1-846 (281 amino acids)
Source: RefSeq, a predicted model, not a curated record